AUGGAGACUGAUAAUAGAACUGCAGGAAAUCAACAAUUACCUGAUAAGACUAUCUUUCAAGAUGGAGUCUAUUUCCACUAUUACACCAUGAUAUCAAUAGAUCUAAAAGAUGCAUACUAUCAGACUCCCAUUCACCAUCAGUACUGCAGGCUUCUCCGGUUCCACAUCUUCAGGGAACAUGUCCAGUUCAGAGGCACCCAGAAUCUUUAUGAAAAUACUAAUGGUAUUGAUAGCCUUCCACAGGAACAAGGGAUAAACAAUUACCAUCACUUAGAUGAUCAAGUCAAAUUUCAGAAGUACAUACCAACAGAACCUGUGAAUGCCUUCAGGUGCAUGGCUGGCUGA
Molecule: messenger RNA, 345 nt
Organism: Pelobates cultripes (western spadefoot toad)
Lineage: Eukaryota; Metazoa; Chordata; Amphibia; Anura; Pelobatidae
Source: the annotation of a GenBank genome assembly